CCUGCGAGAAUUUUCCCUUAAAAAAACCAAGAAUAGAUUUUGUCCGAUGUGGCACUGUUGUCAAGGGAGGAUAAACGCUUCUGCGCUCUUUUAAGCGAACCAAACGCGCCCUUAUGCAGAAGUGAUUAGAGUUCACAGCAAGCUUUCUAUAAUUUAACAAAUCAAGCUAGGUUUAAAUGCUAAUUAUCACCGGUCUCAUUGUUGCGUAAUUCGUGGUGGAGGAAGAGAUCCCUCUAUCAUCAGGAAAUCCAAAAAUCUCGCGCGAUGGAUUCAGAAGGGCAAAGGACUUCAUCGAAUCCUCAGGCCACGCUCACGGCGCUGGUGGGCAAGAGGGAGAAGCUCAAAGAGGAGCUCCGGAUGAUCGAGAGACAAGUCUAUGACUUGGAAACUAGCUACUUACAAGAGUCAAGCCAAUAUGGAAGUGUGCUUAAAGGUUUUGAGGGAUUUCUAUCGUUGUCAAAGAGUACCAACAUGAAGCGAUCCAGGAAGUUCCAGCCUGAAGAUAGGCUAUUCUCCUUGUCAUCAGUUACCUCACCUGCUGUGGAAGAACAUGCAGUUGGACGAGAUGAUGGAAGAUCUGAUUAUGGUUCCAGUCGUUCCAAAGGUGGAAGCUUUUUUGCAAAUGGACAAGGGAAACCAAAGAAGGGAGGAAGAAUACCACCGAGGGAGGGGAGGAGAAUUCGACCACCAUCAAUCCAACAUGACAUGGAUGAUGAUGAUGAUGAGGAUAUGGAUCUAGGCAUGAGAUAAAUCAUAUGCACUGGAAAACAUUGCAUCCGUUUUUGUUAAAGAGUCCAUAUAGUUUUUAUAUUCAGCAUGUUUUAUUUCUGAAUUCAGCCUGAUGUUUCUAUCAACUUCCCAUUUCAGAUUAUCCAGUGUAAAGAACAUGGUACUUUGUUAUAGAAUUCUGUAUCGCAUUUCAAACGGAUUGCCCAGUGUAAAAUAACAUAAAAAGGUACGAUACCCAUCGUAUUAAUGGCACACUAAAAACGUGUAUAAAUGCCCGCUACUGGAUUAA
Molecule: messenger RNA, 1018 nt
Organism: Asparagus officinalis (garden asparagus)
Lineage: Eukaryota; Viridiplantae; Streptophyta; Magnoliopsida; Asparagales; Asparagaceae
Product: chromatin modification-related protein eaf6-like
Exons: 7
Coding region: 265-750 (161 amino acids)
Cellular component (GO): histone acetyltransferase complex
Source: RefSeq, a predicted model, not a curated record